Trifolium pratense (red clover) is the source of this 1464-nucleotide messenger RNA. RefSeq lists its product as uncharacterized. Lineage: Eukaryota; Viridiplantae; Streptophyta; Magnoliopsida; Fabales; Fabaceae. Bases 231 to 1178 code for a protein of 315 amino acids. The transcript is spliced from 8 exons. The record is from RefSeq and is a predicted model, not a curated record.
CCCAAUCCAUUCCCUUACGUCAUCUCUGUCUCUCUGCUUCCAUCCUGUAUCUUUUGGCUUUCACAAAACUUGAUCCUUAUAGAGUCAUCCUAUUCUCUCUCUCUCUCGUGUUGUUGUUGGAGCAACUGCAACUAUUGUGAAAGAAGGUAUAUGAAGAAGAUUAAUAAAUAGAGUUCAGAAUCUGAAUUUACUUCUCAACUGAGAGAUAAUACACUUUUUCUAUACAACUCAUGAUUAUAUCACUCCCCUUUGCACCUCUUCCUUCUUGCAUAACCAUUACAUGCUCCAAACCUUUUUCCCAAAAUAAUCACUUAAUCAAAUCCUCUAUUCCUCCUUUCCUACUCCUGAGAAAUGCCAAGACAUCAACAUUUUUAUGUAGUGCUACAAGUGGACGAAGUGAAAAUCCGAACAGUUUGGAUUUUGAUAUAGACAUCACUGAGGAAGAUCAGGUGAUUGAGGAUGAUGAUUAUGGUGGAUUUUCAACUCAAGGGAUGGAAACAAAGGAUAUUUUUGAUGUAGAUGAAGUUGAUGGCAGAAGAUAUUCAGGUGGAGGACCGUAUAAAGGUGGGGAAGAAGAGAAGGAUUUUGAUAGAAAUCCAGAAUUUGCUGAAAUACUUAAUGGUUUUCUUGAUGAUCCUCAGAAAGCACGAUCCAGAGUGGAAGAGAGACUAAGAAAGAAUAGGAACAAAAUACUGCACACAAAGACGGGAUCAGGAGUACCAAUGAAAGUGUCAUUUAAUAAAUUUGAUUUUUCAAACUCAUAUAUAUGGUUUGAAUUUUACAAUGCUCCAUUGGAAAAAGACGUCUCCUUAAUUUGUGAUGCUAUUCGAGCAUGGCACAUUGUAGGACGUCUUGGAGGAUGCAACGCCAUGAACAUGCAAUUGUCACAGUCUCCAUUUGAAAAACGACCAAGUUAUGAUUAUAUUCAGGGAGCGAAUGUAACACCAACUACAUUUUACAACAUUGGGGAUCUUGAGGUUCAAGACAACUUGGCUCGAAUAUGGGUGGAUAUUGGAACUAAUGAACCAUUGAUUCUAGAUGUUUUGAUAAAUGCGUUGACCCAGAUAAGUUCUGACUUUGUUGGAAUCAAGCAACUAGUGUUUGGUGGAGAAGAAUUUGAGAACUGGAAUGAGGAUUUAACAUCAGAGGAUACUGGUUAUGGUGUUCACAAGGUCUAACUAAUUGUCUAGGCAUAGUCAUAUGAAGAGAAAAUCAUGAUAUGUAUCUCUUUUGGUAGGACUGUUCAUGGUUCAAUUCAGGCAGAAAACCGAACUGAACAAUAACCAAAGUUGUAAGCAUGUGUCUAUUAACUCAAAUAGUAAAUCAUUUGACCAAUAACAUUAGCAACAAAUUCCAUGAACAAGCUAUGAGGAGUGAGUAGAUAUAUAGAGGAUGAAAUUAAAUUUUGAAAAGUGUUUGCAACACUCAUUUUAACACCCAUUUCAACAUAAGCUCUUUUAUUCA